AUGGAUGAAGUUGUUCCAAUCGAUUCACUUUACAACGACGAACAUGUUCCUGAAGAACUUUACGCACUUGUUCAAAAUAAUUUAGUAGAUCAACUUACUGAUCGUUUAGACAGUCUUACCCAUCCAAUAGAAUAUUUGACGGCCGUGAGCUGGCAUGGGAAAGAAAAGUUAAGUUUAUUAAUGGUUGCAGCGCUCAAUGGAUAUGAGGACACAGUGCGAAUUCUAUUCGCUCAUUGUCCACCUCAAUAUCAGAUUGAGUUGAAAGGAAGAGUAGCUGUUUCUGAGGGAUAUUUCAUUGGUGGUAUGACAGCACUUCAAUGUGCCUGUUAUCGAGCGCAUUUCACUUUAGCUAAAACUUUAAUUGACAUGGGCGGAGCCGAUAUUAAUAAUGAUAAUGACGACGAUAUAGGUUAUCCACUACUCAUUCAAGCUAGUGAGCACAAUCGUCUUGAUAUCGUUCGUUUUCUCAUUGAAAAUGGUUACUCUGACAUUAACAAGACGCAGUCCAAUGAUCAAGACCGAUGCACUGCUCUGAUAUGGGCUGCUUUCAAAGGCUACACAACGAUGAUCGAAUAUUUACUUGAAAAGGGUGCUGACAUUAACUAUUCUUGUAAAAGUGGCGAAAUGCUUGCACCAACACCAAUCACAUGUGCCGUUCUUCGAGGUAAUGUCGCUGCUGUACAAUUGUUAUGCGAUGCAGAUGCGGAUACAAGUGUCAAGUUCACUGAUGGUGCAACACUUCUUAUGGCUGCUGCCGAACGAAAAUAUUUUGAUGUAGUCGAGUUUCUACUCAAUCGAUCUAUAGGUACUACCGAUGAGCUCGAGCUUAGUGCUUGUUCACUGGUUACCGCCAGUUCACCAAUAAAACAAUUGCACCAUGCAUCAGAGCUCUUGACUCUUGCUAUUAAAUAUCGUGUAUCGACUCAGACUUUAAAAACUUGCAUACAAUCAACUGUUGCAUACGAUUAUCAUCAAGAAUGUCAAACAGUUGACGAACUUGAUGCUAUUAAAGAUGAUCAUGAUCGAAUGUGGAUCGAAACAGCACUUAUUCGAGAGAGGAUUCUACUCCCGCGACAUGAUUCUAGUUUCAUGAGAUCACUGCAUGAUCGUGGUGAUUUAUUAGUAUCCAGAGGCGAGUUUGAAAAGUGUCUUCAUUUGUGGAUUCAUGCGUUUUACCUCUACCAACAUAUGGAGAUUAGCACUUCUCUUCAUAAAUUCGUAUGGUUAUUCUGCAAGAUGAUUACAAAAAAUCAUCAAAUAUCUAUUGAUGGAUUUUUAAAGGCUUGCUACUUGGCAUUCGAAUCAUCGCAAAGUAAAUCCGACGACGAGACUAUUGGCAAUGCACUGUGUCUGGUCAUAAUUGCAACUAAGAUUCUGGAAUUGCAGAUCAUGAAGAACGAAGACCAAGUAUUGAUAUUUCAAUGGAUUUCGAAGUUGUGCCGUCUAAAUCUAGUAACUCAAGAAGGGAAAACUCUACUUCAUUUAUGCGCGGAUAAUAAUCUUAAUGAGGCUCUUAACUGGCGUCGUGAUGAUAUUCUACUACACAUUCGAUUUCCAAAUGAGUCUGUUCUUCAAUUAUUACUUACUUGUGCACAUCAUUGGCCGGAUUUAGAUGCUGCUGAACGGAUAGGUGGUAGUACAGCGCUACAUUUAGCAUGUCAACAAUCUAAUGAACCGACUAUCAUCAAAUGCCUAGUAAAUGCCGGUGCUCACAUCGAUUGCGUAAAUUUAUAUGGAGAAACUCCUAUAGACUGUACAAAAAACGAAAACAUGAUAGCUUUUUUGGCUUCUAAAUUAUUUCCAUGUCGUUUAAAAUGCUUGUGUGCUCGUCUCAUCGCUGACAAACGACUAAACACCAAUCAUCAUGAUCAAUUGACAUCACACUUGAACAAAUUCAUCUUAUUGCAUGAUCGGCGAAGGGUAGAAUGCAAUUUUUAG
Molecule: messenger RNA, 1938 nt
Organism: Rotaria socialis
Lineage: Eukaryota; Metazoa; Rotifera; Eurotatoria; Philodinida; Philodinidae
Source: the annotation of a GenBank genome assembly